AGCCGCAUUACCGGUAUCACUACUAGUCUGCGGAUCGCACCGGUCGGCCGUAACCAAGAACAGAAAAGACAAGACCGAGCAGUGCGAGAUGGCUCUCUUGCUGCGAAUGGCCUGGGAUGGCUGGAACUAUCUGCACGAAGAAAUGGCCGAUCCGCGGACGUCAGAAUGGCCGUUUAUUGGAAGUUUAUUUGGCAUCGUAGGCAUUUUGUCAGUAUAUCUAUUAUUUAUUUUAAAAUAUGGCCCAGCCUACAUGAAGGACAGGCAACCUUUCAAAUUAGAAACUAUUAUGAUGGUUUAUGAUUUAGUGCAAGUAGUCAUAUGCUUUUACAUUUCUCACAG
Molecule: messenger RNA, 339 nt
Organism: Ctenocephalides felis (cat flea)
Lineage: Eukaryota; Metazoa; Arthropoda; Insecta; Siphonaptera; Pulicidae
Product: elongation of very long chain fatty acids protein 1-like
Exons: 2
Cellular component (GO): membrane
Molecular function (GO): fatty acid elongase activity
Source: RefSeq, a predicted model, not a curated record